UCCGAAAACGGAGAAGGCAAAAAAACGCUCAAACAAACAAAGCCUAAGUUGAUAUUUAAAAUGGCGUCAUUGUCCCGACACAAAUUUAUUUGUAUAUUGGCGCAUAUUGCUUUGUAUUGUGAUUUGUUAUGAAAUAAGAUGUAACAAAGUGGAUGGCUGUUAAAAACUAUCGUCUAAAUGGCUGUGAAAGAUAUGAUUUACAGAUAGCCAUAUCUCAAAUAUUUUCAUCAACCCAUAAUCAAUAAAUAACAUCAAUCACACAAUUUGAUAACUCAUCUUGUUUAAUUAGUUGAAUAGAAGAAAGAGGCGCACGAGUCUUAUUUCUUAUAUUUCAUGAUUGAGAUUAAGAGUGUGGUUGAGCAAAGUCAGGUGACUCGUGAGCUCACGAGCUGAGCUUAUUGAGCAGCAAGCUCGAGCUCCAGCUAAAACUCGAGCUCAUUUAUUAAACUAGCUUGAGUUCGAAUUUGAUGAGGUUCGACUAAUGAGCUCAUGAGCUUGUUUUUAAUUUACACCAAUAAAAUUUGAAACAUACUUCUACUCCCAAAAAAAUUAGUUAGGAUUUCAAAAGAUCUUUAUCUUUCUAAGAAAAAGCUGCUAUGCAUUAACGAGACUUAUAGCCAUUUUUAAAAAAAUAUAACAAAUGAUCAGUUUUAAAAAAUUAAAAAAAUUGCUACUUAUGUCUUGUUCUACCCUUCUCAUGCAACACCCAGAACUCGUUCUUCUUCUUGGCCAAAUAUGCCGCGAGGACAUGCCUACUUCUUCUACUUGCGAGCCCGUUUAUAUUGCCAUGAGCCAAGCUGCAAGUUGACUUUUGAGCUCAACUCGAGUUUAAGCUCUCGAUUUGGCUAACGAGUCAAACUCGAGUUAGGUACUACUCGAACUAGACUAGGCUUGUUUAUAGUCCUAAUUUAGAUAGUGAAAAUUUUGUCAACUUACUCUCUUCCACUCUACUCUAUCUACUUCUCAUUCUCAUUGUGGCUCACUAGACGGAUCUACUAGUAAAGUCGGAUAUCAUUCGUCGAAUAAAUUUGAAUUGAUUGUUUAAUAAUUAAAAUUGAAAUUAUCAUCUAAACUGUUGCGAGAGAAAUUAUGUCCUAGAUAUAUCAAAUUCACGAUGAAUCUAAAAAAAAAUUCAUUGAAUCAUCCUCAUUAAAUAACAUCAAUCACAUAACUUGAUAACUCAUCUUAUUUAAUUAGCUGAAUGAAACAACUAGAUCAAUAUUAUUCUAAAAAUUAGAGGUUAAUAUUGUAUUAUUGGUCUUGUACAUAUGGCUUCAAAUAAAUCAAACUCGAUACAAUUUAUUUAAAAUUAUUUUUUCAACAAACUUCCUCAAAAAUUUAAUAUUCUAAAUUUUUUCUUCCAUUAGUAUUUACUAUUUAGGCCAUCCCGACCAAACACGAAACAAAUGUUUGUCGUCGGCCUUUAGCUCAAACAGAAUGCGAGUUCCCGUGACAUUGUGGUGUCGCACUGUUCACAAAGAUUAUUUUAUUAAAUAAAAAAAUAAACUUCUAAUUGAAAUUAGACUUCUCAUUCUUGAUUAUUACUAAUCAAUCAAAUUUGAGCUCGAGCUCGACAAUAAUAAUAUAAGUUUAAAUUAUCUUAUUAGCCAACACAUUUGUUAUUAAACAAAUAAGAUUAUUUUAACUCAACAAACUAUUUUAAUAAAAUGAAAAUAAAAAAAAAAUUGUAGAAAAAUAAUAAGAAUUAAGUAGAAAAAAAGAGAGAUGAUUUUGAUAAUAUUUUUCAUGAUUUUACGUUUAAAUUAUUGAAUUUAAAAAGUUAUGAGGUUGGCAACGCCAAUAACCCGAUCAAUAACGCACUAGGAAACCUAGUUGUCUCUUCUUCUAGCCCCAAGGCCCAAAGCACGGAAGAUGGAGGAAAGGGAUCCGUGGCUCGCCGUCGACAAACUCGAGCACUUGAUUGCCUGCUUCUUCAUCAGCGUUCUCGUCGCCACCCUCGCCCGCCGGAGCCACCGCUCCUUCAUCCGCCGGCGGAGCGUCGCGCUGGGCUCCGUCACUGCCCUCGCCGCUGGCGCAGCCAAGGAAGCCGGCGACGAGAUCGGCCUCUGGAAAUCUGCCGGCGGCUCAGUCCGAGACGCCGCCGCCGAUGCCCUUGGCGUCGCCCUAGCUGCCGCGGCCCUCGCCCUCGCCGACAGUCUCAAGCCCUCCGAUCAACGGCGACGCAGUUCGGAUCGAGAUCAGGAAGAUCUGUCUGCGGUUUAGAUUUGUAGAGAUGGAUCAGUCUCAAAAUCCAUUUUUUACCCUUUUUUUUUUUUAAGUCCCAUUAGUUUUGGGCUCCCUCUUGUUUUAAAUUUUUUUAAAUAAUAAUUUUUAAAUUCUAUAAAGGUAGGAUUUCAAGAUUUUUUGUUUAUUUAGUUAGAAGUGAAUCCAAUAUAAAAUAAAAUUUGGAUUUUUGGAGGUCCUCUAAAUAUUUUUUUGAUAUAUUUCAAAUUGGCCAAAAUUAGGCAAAUUGGAAAUACACCGAUCGCAGAUGAGAUUCUCAAACAUGAAGGCUUCGCUUAUGACAACU
Molecule: messenger RNA, 2530 nt
Organism: Dendrobium catenatum
Lineage: Eukaryota; Viridiplantae; Streptophyta; Magnoliopsida; Asparagales; Orchidaceae
Exons: 1
Coding region: 1873-2223 (116 amino acids)
Source: RefSeq, a predicted model, not a curated record